GCCAAGCAAAGACAGAGGCAGACCUUGGGAGGUGGAAAACAGAGCCGAGAGAAGUUGAAGCGCGGCAGAUUAAAGGGAAAUUUGUUGCCGUGUUGUUGCGCCAAACUGAAUUUUGUAUCAAGAGCAACAAGAUGAAGCUGUUGGAGUAUUUCAUCUUUGGGGUGAUUACCUUCCUUAUGACAGGGGCUCAGUGUGAGGUAACUGAGGUGUUUGCUGAAGAAGGCUCUCAAGCUGUACUACCCUGUAAAUGUGGCCCUUCACUCCCAUAUCCCUUCAACAUCAUCUGGAGUAAAGCUAACCAGGGCACCGUUUGGAGAAAGCAAAAGAGCGGGAUGCAGUACUGGGGUUCUAACUGGUCAUCCAAAGGGAACCAACGUGUUCGAUGCCCCCACGGCCAAUUUGAGAGAUGCGACUGCAGCUUGCAGAUCAACAGCGUGAGGGAGGGGGAUGGAGGAGUUUACACUUGCAGGGUGGAACAUGGAGACCAGGUUACUGAGAACAUGGUCACACUCAGAAUCAUUAAAGUGUCCAUCUCUUCAUUGGUUCCUAUAUGGGGGAGUGCCAUCGCAAUCAGCUGUGAUGUGACUCCUUGGCCUCACGGAGCCACUGUGCAGUGGAUGUUGAACAACAGCCCGUUUGUGCCCGGGGCUGGAAUUGGCUCAAAUACCGCUGAAAGGGUUGUGAUUGAAAAGGCAACCGCAAGGCUGACAGGAAACUGGACCUGUGCCGUGGGCUACAAGGGCAAAGAGGGGCGAGCUUCGGCAACUCUGACCGUAAGGGGAAUCAUCCAUCCAUCCAAAGACAACACCAAAGUGUACGCUGCUGUGGGGUCUGCUGUCACACUCCCCUGCGUCUUCUCCCCUGGUUUAAUCCCCUCUGGCACACUCUGGGAGAAACUGAAAGCUGAGUCUCUUUUUAGACUCACUCCCGGUCGCCUUCCUGCAUCUUUCUCUCCGUCCUCGCCCUCCUCUCGGUUCCCUGUGGAUAAGUCUGCCAGUUUGAAAGAGGUUGGAUUUGAGGAUGCAGGCAGGUACAGAUGCUCCGGGACUGUAGAAGGACAGCGGUUGGCUCGAAAUAUGCAGCUUGUCGUUGCCAAAAUUGACAGCAGCACCACGUCAAAGAAAGGAGGCUCCGUGACACUGACCUGCCAACUGACCGACACCAGCGAAGUCACCAAGUACGAGUGGGUUCAUGACCUCAACGGCACCCAGUCAGCUGGGUCCAUCCAGAACGGGAAGACUAUAAGCGUAAACACAGUGUCAGAGGAGAACCGGGGCGAAUGGACAUGUCGUUUCUACGGGAAAGACGGCAUUUUGGGAAACGUAACAGCCCACAUUCACCUGAUGAGUGCUCUGAGUGGACAAAAAUCAUCAGGUCCCUCACACAACACUGCUGCUGUGGUCGGUCUCAGCCUUCUCCUCCUGGUUCUGCUGCUGGUUUUGGUCAAGAUGUACAAGAACCACCAAAGGAGGAAAAGAAUCUUUCAGUACCCCGCGCUGGAGACGAUUGUUCACACCACCUCCAAUGAGCGGGAGGAGAGAGAAAGGAACAAAGGGAAAAAGUAAAGACGCAUUAAAGCAGAGGCAUCGCAGGAAAGACCACAAAGCACUGAGCUGAAGUUGGAUUCAGCUUCUUUAUGCCUGCAAUACGCUGGGAGACUUUUGUUUGCACAAGUUUUGUAAAUACAAUAAUUUCUAAGCAGACGUUGUAGCAGUAUUUUAAAUGUAGUACAUUAUCUUUGUAACUAUUUUCAGUUAUUCUGUUAGUUAUUCAUUUGAUUCGAUGUACAUACUGAGAAUAAAAUGUUUUACAAAUAAAACACAUUCA
Messenger RNA from Chelmon rostratus (copperband butterflyfish), 1827 nucleotides. Its product is annotated as lymphocyte activation gene 3 protein-like. Gene Ontology annotation, molecular function: protein tyrosine kinase binding; MHC class II protein binding. NCBI's taxonomy places the organism in Eukaryota, Metazoa, Chordata, Actinopteri, Chaetodontiformes, Chaetodontidae. The record is from RefSeq and is a predicted model, not a curated record. Gene Ontology annotation, biological process: positive regulation of ERK1 and ERK2 cascade; T cell activation; interleukin-15-mediated signaling pathway. Gene Ontology annotation, cellular component: membrane raft; external side of plasma membrane. The transcript has 8 exons. Bases 132 to 1565 code for a protein of 477 amino acids.